UUGCUACGAAUCAGAAAAAGUUCAAUGCAGUAUGCAGGCUUAUGUUGCCGUCCGGCAGCGCCGUGUUUUGGAGCGAUCGGAAUCUCGAACUGUUCAUCGGAGGUCGGGCUCCGGCGCCGGCAAGUACUGGAACAACUGGACGGAGAGUUGGCCAAAGGCGACGACCGAGCCGCUCUCUCCCUCCUCAAGGAAUCUCGGGGCAAGCCCGGCGGCCUUCGCUGCUUCGGCGCUGCUCGGCAGAUUCCACAAAGACUUUACACAUUGGAUGAGCUGAAGCUGAAUGGAAUUGAAACCUCAUCCCUUUUGUCACCAUUGGAUACAACCCUUGGUUCCAUAGAAAGAAAUCUUCAACUUGCUGCUGCUUUGCUUGGUGUUUCUGCAUGGAAUGUGUUUGAUUUUAGUCCCCAACAGAUAUUUUACUUUUCGGUCGGAUUCCUAUUUCUUUGGACCCUCGAUUCGGUGGCACUCAAUGGAGGAGUUGGAAGUUUGGUUCUUGAUAAAAUUGGUCACACUUUUAGUCAAAAGUACCACAACAGAGUUAUUCAACAUGAAGCUGGCCAUUUUUUGAUCGCCUACUUGCUCGGUAUUCUUCCGAAGGGCUAUACGUUGUCGAGUUUGGAAGCGUUUCGGAAGGAAGGAUCUCUAAAUUUUCAAGCAGGCACUGUUUUUGUUGAUCUUGAAUUCCUCGAAGAAGUUAAUGCGGGAAAGGUUUCUGCAACGAUGUUGAACAGAUUCUCAUGCAUAGCUCUUGCUGGUGUGGCCACUGAGUACCUUCUAUAUGGAUGUGCAGAGGGAGGCCUUGCUGAUAUUAACAAGCUGGAUUUGUUGCUUAAAGGUUUGGGGUUCACACAGAAGAAGGCAGAUUCUCAGGUAAGAUGGGCUGUUCUGAACACAGUUCUGAUAUUGCGCCGCUAUGAAAGUGCAAGAGCUAAGCUUGCAGAUGCCAUGUCUUCUGCAAAAUCUGUAGGGUCUUGUAUUGACAUAAUAGAGAAUAAUGUUGAUUCUUCUGACCUCUAAAUACGACCACACAGCAUGAGAUUAUCGAACGAGAAAAAAGAUCUAAUGGGAUUAGUUUGAAAGAAUUGGAAGAGGAAUCGUAUGAGGUGAAAAUCUUACCUAACAGUUUUGUUUUGUCAAGUUGCAAGGGUGAUCUAAUUUGUAUA
Momordica charantia (bitter melon) is the source of this 1163-nucleotide messenger RNA. RefSeq lists its product as uncharacterized. The record is from RefSeq and is a predicted model, not a curated record. Lineage: Eukaryota; Viridiplantae; Streptophyta; Magnoliopsida; Cucurbitales; Cucurbitaceae.